GGAGAACAGUGUGUGGGAAGAUGUAAUGGAGAGGGAGAGAGAGCGUCGGUGGCGUUAACCGGGGUUAAUUAAAGGGUUCGGGCGAGAGCGGACGCUACUCACGCUUGCUAUAAGGGAGAGAGAGGAGGGAGCAGAGAGGAGAGAGGGGUUCAUCGAAAAGCCGGUGGGGAGGGAGGGGAGGCGAGAAGGCUCGAGGAGGAUUAGGGGUUUGCUUGGCCUGAUGGGAGAAUCGAGCAGUUCGGUGUCCGUUGAUGUGGAGAGGAUUUCGUUCGGCGGAAAGGAACAUCAUAUACAAACAAGCCAUGGCCCAGUAUCAGUUGCUGUAUUUGGGGAUCUUGAAAAGCCUGCACUAGUCACCUAUCCAGAUGUAGCUUUAAAUCAUAUGUCCUGUUUUCAAGGAUUAUUUUUUUGUCCUGAGGCUUCUUCAUUGCUGCUUCACAAUUUCUGCAUAUACCAUAUAAGCCCUCCAGGACAUGAGUUGGGAGCUGCUCCAAUUUCUUCAGAUGUUCCAGCGCCUUCUGUUGACCAGUUAGCAGAUCAGGUGGCCGAAGCUCUUGAUUACUUUGGGUUAGGUUCAGUGAUGUGUUUGGGGGUCACAGCCGGUGCUUAUAUUCUUACCCUUUUUGCUACAAAAUACAGGGAGCGCGUGCUUGGUUUGAUGCUUGUCUCACCUCUGUGUAAGUCUCCCUCAUGGACUGAGUGGUUCUAUAAUAAGGUUAUAUCGAAUUUGCUAUAUUAUUAUGGGAUGUGUGGCUUGAUCAAGGAAUGCUUGCUUCAACGAUACUUCAGCAAGGAACUUCGUGGAAGUUCACAGGUUCCUGAAUCUGAUAUCGUACAAGCCUGUAGAAGUGUUAGUACUCUGCAUACCAUACCUCUGCGUGCCUUUUGUGGUGAUUACAAAUUUUCUCUUACAAUGGUCUCUAUUUAUCGCCUGCAGUUGCUGGAUGAGAGGCAGAGCACAAACGUCUGGAGAUUUCUCCAAUCGAUAAAUGGGAGACAUGACUUGACGGAAUCAUUGAAGAAACUGCAGUGCAGGACAGUAAUUUUUGUGGGCGAGAACUCUCCCUUCCAUUCCGAGGCCCUCCACAUGGCCACAAAUCUGGACAGAAGAUACAGCGCAUUGGUUGAGGUGCAGGCGUGUGGGUCAGUUGUGACAGAAGAGCAGCCCCAUGCCAUGCUGAUACCCAUGGAGUACUUCCUCAUGGGGUACGGGCUGUACAGGCCAUGCCAGAUGAGCUGCAGCCCACGGAGCCCACUCAGUCCGUCAUCCAUCUCCCCUGAGCUGCUUUCACCUGAGAGCAUGGGAGUAAAGCUAAAGCCCAUCAAGACAAGGGUCUCGCUGCAAGUUUGAGAGGGCAGGGCGGAGGCGGCAUGAUACACUCACAAGUGGGCGUAGACCCAGGCAGGUUGAAUGAUGGAUUACAUUCGGGAUGUACUUGCUCUAUAGAUAUGGUUUUGUGGCCUUUUUUUGACGUGGGGAACGAACGGAUUUACUGGUCCGUAGGCAUGCAAAAGAUACAAAGUUGAGGUUAGGACCCCUGGGGGGGGGGGGGGGCGGGGAUGUUAUAUUGCUUAAGAUUCUUCUAUUCCAUUCAUUCGUAGUUAUAACCCUUGUAAAUCUUUUCAUUAUUUUAUGAUUUGCAAAUAAAAAUAAGGAAGAUGCGCUGUCAUCAAUCAUUAGAUAUGUGCUGUAAUGUCCUCUUCCGUUAACAAAUUUAACUUUAUUAAGCUGGCCGGACUUCGUGUCCUUUUUUUCAGUCA
Molecule: messenger RNA, 1761 nt
Organism: Phoenix dactylifera (date palm)
Lineage: Eukaryota; Viridiplantae; Streptophyta; Magnoliopsida; Arecales; Arecaceae
Source: RefSeq, a predicted model, not a curated record